AAAUUCAUUUGAAACUUUCCCAGACUUGUGAAAUCACACAACUUGUCAUUCGAGGCAGUUUCCUGUGUGCACAGAACAAAUUUCACCAGCACUCGCGUGAUGUUUAGUGUUUAGUAGCAAAAUGAGCUUGUUACGGACGGGACUUUACGUGUUCUUUGCGCUCGCACUAUUAGAUAAUCUCGCCUCACAGGUUGAAAUGAAGAAACUGAGAGGCAAUAAACGGAACUAUAUUAUAAAAUGCUGCGGCCGUAAGUCUUGCAUAAAUGUGUCCCACAAAAAAGCAAACCACACAUUGAUUAAACAACCGACUGUAUCUUUGACGAGUCGUUUUAAAACAUUGCCACUUGGAGUAAGCAGAGCCGAGACUGCUGGAGGUAACACGGAAAUAAUGGAAAACGCCAAGACGGAUGCUGCAGCAGCGCCUGAGAGUACUGCAAACGUCAAUUUAGACCCACAAAUUGAUGCAAAGUCACAGGCUCCAGCUGAAAUAACAGUUUUUCCGACUGAUCUAAUGAAUGGAGGAGGAACCCCAAGCUCAGAAGCUGAAAUUACUGCUGUAGAUGCAACGCCACCCACUUCACCGAUUGGAAUCCCCAAAAGUGGCUCUACAAAGUAUGCUUCGACAACAACUACCUCGACAAACACCCUAUCGCCUAGCAAAGUCUUGACGAGCCCUUCAUUGACGGAUACCGCUUUGACGCAGACGAUUUUUUUGGCGCAGACAAGUUCAACCAGCACUGUCACCUCCACAGGCACCACAUUGACCAGCAACGUUUUGAGUGGUGGAUCCACAUUAAUGUCCCCGUCCACCACUAGUACAAUUAGUACCAAAUCUGCACCGACAACCACUACCCUGCCCUACUUGUACAACUGUUCGGAUUUAACUUGCGCUAGAAAUGCGUCACUUUUUGACGCUAGUGCAAAUCUUAUAGAUGCACAAAAGUAUGGUGCCUGGAGGGAAAUCUGCGGAGAGCUGUAUCUUUUUGGAAAAUCCAUUGUGACAUGGGAAACUAACGUGAAGAGGUGCUGCAGCAUUGGAAUGAAACCAGUGGCGUUUGAAACUUUGGAGAAAUUCAACUGUUUUAAAAAUAUUACACAAUUUGAAGUGUGGCCUUACAACUUCAACUACUGGACGUCAGCCCGCCAGAUUUUCUCCAACAAUACCUUUCAGUGGUGUUUGUACAGCACUCCUGGAACUUUUACCAACGCCACCCCAAUGUGGGCAAUUGGAAACCCCAAUAAUUUAUCCUCUGUGAAUUGUGUGCACCUAUCUAUUCCCAAAAAUAAAAAUACAACCCAGCUGGCUCAGAAGAGCUGCAGUAACACAUUUAUUUUAUCAUGCAAGGGCCAACCAACUCCAGCCCCACCUUGCUUUACUCCAACUUGUCCCACUGGCAAAUGCAGCAAAAAUGACUCGUUGUACUCGUUGGCACGUGACAAAGUGUCAAAGUUUCUAGCAAAUCCUUCGCAAUAUGGGUCUUGGAAAAGUAUGAAUUAUCGGAUUUUCAUGUUUGGCAAUGCUAGUAAAACGUGGGCCGAAGCAUUCGCAACUUGUUGUGCAAUCGGAAUGAAGCUUUUAAGCGUCGACAUGGAUUACAAAUACAGCGUUUUGUCUCUAGCGCUCGGAAAUGACCAGGGAACUCUGUCCGGUAAAUACUGGACUUCAGGAACAGAUAACGGCUGUCCCGGUGCGUUCGGAUGGUGCGCUGCAAACAAACUGGUCCGGGGGCCGAUUUGGGCGCGUGGCGAACCUCAAAGUGGCAAAAACUGCAUUGCUGUUGAUGUCAGAAGCACAAACACGACUCUGUCAAGUGCAGAUUGCACUGCAUAUCUGCCAUUUAUUUGCGAAGCUAGGGACACAAGUAACUCGACGAGUGGAGGAAAAGCAAUCAAAGAAGAGUGUGCCUCGAAUUACAACAUUACUGAUGUUGAACAAGAAAACAUUUUUAACAGUACCAAGUUUGACGUGAAGAUAAAGUGCUUUUUAAAAUGCUUGGGUGAGAGUGGAGGAAUAAUGCUGAACGGUCGAGUUGUGGACGAACAGCUAAUAAAAUUGGCAGAGACUUUGUCGCCGAACAAUAACGAUCAGUUGAUGAGCGAUCUCAAAGCUGUCGACGAGUGCUCUGGCUUAAAGGGAAUGGACGAGUGUGACACGGCGGCAUUAGCUUAUCAGUGCGGACAGGAGAAAGCACCUAAUCUGGUUGCGAAUGCAAUCAAGGUCGUGGAAUUGAACAAUACCGCAGAAAAAUCUCCGUUGCAACCAGCUCUAGGCGAAUGUGCAACUGAUUACGAUUGUGCUGUGGUGCCUUACUACAGGAAUAUUUUCCUCUCUAAUGGCUCAUCGGAUGGUAUGCUUAUAGAUAUUUGUGGCAAACGCUAUCUCUUAGGGAACCAAGUUGCUUCAUAUCGGGAAGCUGCAACUUGGUGUUGCAAGUAUGGCUUAAACAUCAUUUCCCUAGAAACAGUCGAAGAAUUUAACUGCAUUGUUGCGUCGUCGUUAGGAGGCCAAGCUAGGCCGAUGAAAACGUGGACCUCAGCUACUAGGAAAGGAACAGCAAACAACGGAUUCCGUUGGUGCACAUCCAAAGCUGCGUUUGAUCUUUCUAUGUGGACAGUUAAUAACAUUGAUGCUUAUCCUGAAAACCAUAUAUUGACCAUGUAUAUUCAAACACCACCGACGAGCACUUAUUUUAAUACGGAUGACGACACUCAAAAAUCUAGUUUCCCCUUUUGUGAAGAACAACCACUUUAAAUUGAAAAUAGUGCAUGGAUGGGUAACAACAAAAAGUGUGGUUUAGGCAUUAUCCAUGCUUAUACUAUUUUCCUUUUAUUAAAAUAAAUAAAUAAAUGAAUAAUA
Messenger RNA from Cloeon dipterum, 2857 nucleotides. RefSeq lists its product as uncharacterized. NCBI's taxonomy places the organism in Eukaryota, Metazoa, Arthropoda, Insecta, Ephemeroptera, Baetidae. Gene Ontology annotation, molecular function: odorant binding. The transcript is spliced from 24 exons. The record is from RefSeq and is a predicted model, not a curated record. Bases 122 to 2752 code for a protein of 876 amino acids.